This is a messenger RNA of Papilio xuthus (Asian swallowtail), 761 nucleotides long. RefSeq lists its product as uncharacterized. Lineage: Eukaryota; Metazoa; Arthropoda; Insecta; Lepidoptera; Papilionidae. The transcript is spliced from 4 exons. The coding region runs from base 7 to 717 and encodes 236 amino acids. The record is from RefSeq and is a predicted model, not a curated record.
UACGUUAUGUUUUUUCCAGGUUGUUCCCGUUUCAAUUAUAAAAUAAAGCAAUCAAUAUCGCCCGGCGUACGGUACCCUGUUGUGGGUCCGAGAUGCACCGCUGAUGGUAACUUCCACCCCGUCCAGUGCAUCGGCAGGACUUGCUACUGCGUAAACAGAAUCACUGGAAAAAUACGUGACGAAAAAUCAAUCAAUUUAAACCAGGACCCAAUAUCUAAAUUACCUUGUUACAAUGCGGAGUUAGAUUUGUUUCCGAAUCAAAGUGAGGGAAAGCCACCAUACAACUAUACAACUCCUUGCUACGAAAAUAUGCAUGCGAAGAUAGAUAUCAUCAACAAGGCUGAGGAAAAUGGUUUUAUUACUGAUUUCUUUACAACUGUAGCAGAAUGUAUGCCAGACGGGACAUAUGGAAGAGUAUUGAAGACUAGAAAUGGAACAAAAAUAUGUGUCGACGAUCGUGGACAAAAGAUAGAAGGUUAUGAGAUCGAACAAAAUGCUGAAAAUUACGAAAAUAUGGAUUGCAAAUGUGCGAAAACAUCUUUUCUCAUGGCACAAUCAAACGAGCGGCCAAUCUGUUGUAAGAACGGUAACUUUAGGAAAAUCCAGUGCCGUCGGGGGCAGUGCCGCUGCGUAGACUCUGAUGGUCGACAGGUUGGUAGAGAAUCACCUGACGUCGCCACUUUAAAUUGUUAUACUCCUGAUUGGAAACGUUGUUAAUAAGCGAUGGUUUUUUUCAACAAUAAUUAAAUUAUUUGUCUUUA